UCGCCGUACGGGGCCACCCGCAAACAGCCCCCGAUCACACACGCGGCGCAGCGUUCCCUGCCAUGGCCGCCACCUCCCUCGCCGCCGCUUCGCACUGCCACCGCCACCACAUCCUCCUCCCCGCUCGCCCCAGCCCCGGCUGCUUCAACCUCAGAACCCCCAACCGAGGACGAAUCUGCCCCGCCUUCCCGUCCGUUCUCUGCUCCUCCUCUUCCUCUGCUUCUCACCAGCCCACCGCCGGCGACGAGGAGGAGGCGGAGGAUGGGGAGGAGGGGCACGGGAGGAGGCUUUCGAAGCAGUCCUCGUGGGAGGCCACGGAUGGUCAGGGCGACGACUACCUCUACCGCCUCGGGAAGGAGGCCGACAACAUGAACAUCGCCGUCGGUGCCCGCAGUGGCAUCGUGGACGACCUCUUCGUCGGCAAAUUCCUCGGAAGAGACUCGGAUAUCGUGUUCGAUUACCGCCAGAAGGCGACGAGGAAAUUUGAGUAUCUGCAGGGAGAUUACUACAUCGCGCCUGCCUUCCUCGAUAAAGUUGCGGUCCACAUUGUAAAGAACUUCCUUGCAAAUAAUCUUAAUAUCAAGAUUCCCCUUAUACUUGGUGUCUGGGGUGGCAAGGGGCAAGGGAAAACAUUCCAGACUGAACUUAUAUUUAAAGCAAUGGGUGUUGAGCCUGUUAUUAUGUCUGCUGGAGAACUCGAAUCCGAGAGAGCAGGUGAACCUGGAAGACUUAUACGUGACCGAUACAGAACGGCCUCUCAAGUAGUUCAAAACCAAGGGAAAAUGAGCUGUUUGAUGAUCAAUGACCUAGAUGCUGGUCUUGGAAGAUUUGGACACACACAAAUGACGGUCAAUAAUCAAAUCGUGGUUGGAACAUUGAUGAACUUGGCAGAUAAUCCUAACAGGGUUAGUAUCGGGCAGAAAUGGAGAGAAUCUGAUAUAACACAUAGAAUUCCAAUAAUAGCAACUGGAAAUGAUUUUUCAACACUAUAUGCUCCUUUGAUUCGUGAUGGGAGGAUGGAAAAGUUCUACUGGCAGCCCACCCGUGAAGAUAUAAUUAACAUUGUUCACCGUAUGUAUACAAAGGAUGGGUUAUCUUUUGAGGAAGUUUCAAGCAUUGUAGAUACAUUUCCAAAUCAAGCUCUCGACUUUUAUGGAGCUUUGAGAUCCAGGACAUAUGACCAGGCUAUCUUGCAGUGGGUAAAUGACAUUGGUGGUUAUGAGCAACUAGGUGAAAAGCUUCUCAAGCGGAAGAACAGAGAGAAGCUUCCAACAUUUAUCCCUCCGAAGCCAACACUGGAUGCAUUGAUUCAGUCAGGGAACUCUCUGGUAGAAGAGCAGGCAUUCGUAAUGAAUUCGAACUUGUCAAAAGAAUAUAUGAAGAACUUAGAUGACUAGUUCGAAGCGCAAAAGACAGUACAAAAGGGUACUCUAGUAGCCUACAUCAACCCAAGCCAAGUAUUCUUGUUCCUUUCAAUUUUCUGUAAAUUAUACUGGCCCUCCUACAUUUUGCCCGUGUCUCUCUGCGGAUGAGCUGCAUGUGCAAGUAUAUACUCCCUCCGUUAGUAAAUGUCAUCUCAGUUUCUUUUUUUUGUUUCCCUUUGCUGCUAAAACCACGACACUUAUUUUGAAAAGGAGGGAGUAACAUAUUGUAAAAUAACAUAUGAAAAUAUAUACAGUUGCAAAUGUCAUCUCGGUUUUUUC
Messenger RNA from Triticum aestivum (bread wheat), 1703 nucleotides. Its product is annotated as ribulose bisphosphate carboxylase/oxygenase activase, chloroplastic. The record is from RefSeq and is a predicted model, not a curated record. Gene Ontology annotation, molecular function: ATP hydrolysis activity; ATP binding. The coding region runs from base 63 to 1397 and encodes 444 amino acids. The transcript has 12 exons. Lineage: Eukaryota; Viridiplantae; Streptophyta; Magnoliopsida; Poales; Poaceae.